Molecule: messenger RNA, 591 nt
Organism: Hibiscus syriacus
Lineage: Eukaryota; Viridiplantae; Streptophyta; Magnoliopsida; Malvales; Malvaceae
Exons: 1
Coding region: 1-591 (196 amino acids)
Source: RefSeq, a predicted model, not a curated record
AUGGCUUCCAUAAUUUCGGCGACCAAAUACCCUUCUUCCAGGCGAACGCCUUCGUUCUCUUCGUCUUCAUCUUCUUCGUCGUCAUCAGCAACAUUAUCAUCAUCGUAUUUUCAAGACGAUUCGCCUCUUAGUCCGGUGGUUCCGGUCCGGUUUUCAGGCGUACCAUUUUCUUGGGAACGUUUACCAGGGAUACCUAAGAAGCUACAAAACCACAAGAAUAAAGAAUCCAUCAAGUUGCUGCCAUUGCCACCACCAGCUACUCCACCGACCUCCAGGAAGAGCAUUUUGAGGAAGUUGCUAUCUCGGAAGAAAACUUCCACUGCCUCCACCGUGGCUCCCGUCGGUGCUGAGAUCUUCCGGAAGGACCCGUUUUUCACGGCGUUGGUUGAAUGUUCCAAGGAUGACGACGACGAUGAAAACAAAUCGUGGAGAGCAGCAGGAGCUAAGGUUACAAGGAGUAUCAGUGAUAGGUUCGGAUUCGGUAAUCUUUGUUUCAAAAAAAGUUAUUCAGUUUCGGAAUCAAUACUCUAUCUUCCAAGUGCUAGCAGCAGAACAGAUAAUUAUGGCCUAAUUAAUCGUGGCUCUCGUUAA